UGCAUCUAAGUUGCUGGUGCCGGGAUUCCUUCUUUCUACCAUUGGAUUUAUAUGAUCCUCGAGCGCGGCGCACCGGAUCCUGGUGCCGUCCUCCUCUACACUGAUUGACAGGCGCUACUGUCCUUGUCACUCUGAGACGUUCCAGCAUUGCCCAUCACGCUGCCCCCGUUGGCUUGUCUUCUUCCCAUAGUGGACCCCCCCAGAAAGGGCUGAAAAGCCACCAACACCUCCGCCAACACCAUGUCUUACCAGAAGGAGCUGGAGAAGUAUCGGGACAUAGACGAAGAUGAGAUCAUGCGGGCGAUGUCCGCUGAGGAGUUGGCCCAGCUGGACAUAGAGCUACAAGAGAUGGACCCCGAGAACAUCCUUCUCCCAGCCGGGUUACGCCAAAAAGACCAAACCAAGAAGACGGCCACUGGCCCCCUGGACAGAGAUGCCCUCUUACAACAUCUGGAGAAGGAGGCCUUGGAUUCAAAGGAGCGAGAAGACCUUGUCCCGUUCACCGGGGAGAAGAAGGGAAAACCCUUUAUCCCCAAAAAUCCCAAGAGGGAGAUCCCUAAAGAGGAGCAGAUCACAUUAGAGCCAGAGCUGGAGGAAGCCUUGGCCAAUGCCACCGACGCUGAGAUGUGCGACAUUGCAGCCAUCUUGGGGAUGUAUACCCUGAUGAGUAACAAGCAGUAUUAUGAUGCCAUUACUUCAGGAAUCAUUAUGAAUAAGGAGGGCAUCAACAGUGUUGUACAACCAGACAAAUACAAACCUGUCCCGGACGAGCCCCCAAAUCCAACAAAUGUGGAAGAAACCCUGCAGAAAAUAAAAAGCAAUGCAUCAGACCUGGUGGAAGUUAAUCUUAAUAAUAUCCAUGACAUUCCCAUUCCUACACUAAAGGAGGUCUGUGAAGCUCUGAAAACCAACACACACGUAAAGAAACUGAGUUUAGUAGCUACGCGCAGCAAUGAUCCUGUCGCUUACGCCGUGGCUGAAAUGAUUAAGGAAAAUAAGACUCUCGAGACCUUAAAUAUUGAGUCCAACUUUAUCUCCAGUGCAGGAAUGUUGGCCGUAAUUCAAGCCAUGAAGAAUAACUCUACACUGACUGAUCUCAAGGUGGAUAACCAGCACCAGAAUCUUGGAGACACGGUAGAGAUGGAGAUGGCCUCCAUGCUGGAGAAUUGUCCUUCUGUUGUCCGCUUUGGGUACCAUUUUACACAGCAGGGACCAAGGGCCCGAGCCUCAAACGCCAUCACGAGGAAUCUGGAAACUCGUCGUAAGAAGAAGAAGAACGUCCAGUGAACCCAGUUGAUGUGUCCCAAGACUUUUGUUUUUGAAGUCCAUCCCCUGUAGGUGUCUAUGUCCCUGGGGACUUCAUCUGUAUACAUAACAUCUGUGCAUCUCCUUCUGUUCUCCCUCACGUAUGUAUCCCCUGUCGUCCCCCCCAUUGUUCCUCCAUGUUUCUCAUUAUUCUUAUGACCUCCUGCCUCGGUAACACUGCCAUCGAUUGUCUUAAAGUUUACGCAACAUUUACCAAAGUAUCGGAAAGAAGCCAUUUUGGGAGUGUGACCGUCCAGUCUGUAGGUUUGUUAGAAACUCCCAGGAAGUGUCUUAAGGUGCCCAUUCGUGUCUUGGUGGAUUUAGGUCUCUCUAUAGCAGUGGUCUCCAACCUGGGGACCUCCAGAUGUUGCAAAACUACAACUCCCAGCAUGCCCGGACAGCCAACGGCUGUCGACGGGUUUCGGACAUUUUAUCAAUCCUUAAUCAUGGUUGAUAUUGGUUUUUGUUUGGGCUGGAUGACAUUAUUGCUCAUAGUGAUUGGGUUAGGGCUGAUCAUUGGAGAUCCCAGAGGUUGAACAAAUCAAACAUUUAUCUAAGGCAGUGUUUCCCAACCAGGGUGCCUCCAGCUGUUGCCAAACUACAACUCCCAGCAUGCCCGGACAGCCAACGGCUGUCCGGGCAUGCUGGGAGUUGUAGUUUUGCAACAUCUGGAGGUCCGCAGGUUGGAGACUACUGCUCUAUAGGAUUCUCCCUCCUUUUGAUCAGAUUAUACAAUCCCUGGGGUGAAUAUCAUUACGACCAAUGCCGACAUCUUGCAGUGUAGGGGUACUCCGGCGGAAAACUUUUUUUUAUUUUUAUUUUUUUUAAAUCAGCCGGUGCCAGAAAGUUAAACAGAUUUGUAAAUUACUUCUA
This is a messenger RNA of Hyla sarda, 2178 nucleotides long. It is a transcript of the gene TMOD4, whose product is annotated as tropomodulin 4. Gene Ontology annotation, cellular component: striated muscle thin filament; myofibril. Gene Ontology annotation, molecular function: tropomyosin binding. The record is from RefSeq and is a predicted model, not a curated record. The coding region runs from base 241 to 1287 and encodes 348 amino acids. NCBI's taxonomy places the organism in Eukaryota, Metazoa, Chordata, Amphibia, Anura, Hylidae. The transcript has 10 exons. Gene Ontology annotation, biological process: muscle contraction; myofibril assembly; pointed-end actin filament capping.